This is a messenger RNA of Lotus japonicus, 1320 nucleotides long. RefSeq names its product GDSL esterase/lipase EXL3-like. Gene Ontology annotation, molecular function: hydrolase activity, acting on ester bonds. The record is from RefSeq and is a predicted model, not a curated record. Lineage: Eukaryota; Viridiplantae; Streptophyta; Magnoliopsida; Fabales; Fabaceae. The transcript has 5 exons. Gene Ontology annotation, cellular component: extracellular region. The coding region runs from base 88 to 1182 and encodes 364 amino acids.
CUCAAACAGAAUGUGAAUAGCUUUUGCUUCUUCACUGGACUACUAGUUGACUCGUGAAGAAGUCCCAUAAAGUAGAAUUCGAUCACCAUGGCUAUGUUUGUGAAGCUCCCUGGUGUUUCUCCAACUACCUUAAUACUCCAUUUCAUAUUGUUGUUAGUUUUAACAUCCAGAACGAAGGCUGUGGUGAAGCUGCCACCAAAUGUUGAAGUUCCUGCAGUGAUGGCUUUCGGCGACUCAAUUGUAGACCCCGGAAACAACAACAAGAUUAAAACACUGGUCAAAUGCAAUUUUCCUCCUUAUGGUAAAGAUUUUGAGGGAGGAAACCCAACUGGUAGAUUCUGCAAUGGAAAAAUUCCAUCAGACUUGCUUGCUGAAGAAUUGGGUAUCAAGGAGCUUUUACCAGCUUAUAAGCAACCAAAUCUCAAACCAAGUGAUCUUCUGACUGGAGUAAGCUUUGCUUCAGGUGCCUCUGGAUAUGAUCCUCUAACGCCAAAAAUAGCGUCAGUGAUAUCAAUGUCCGAUCAACUUGAUAUGUUCAAAGAAUACAUAGGGAAGCUUAAGAACAUUGUUGGAGAGAACAGAACAAACUACAUCAUAGCCAACAGUCUAAUGCUUGUGGUAGCUGGAAGUGAUGACAUUGCCAACACCUAUUUUAUUGCUCGUGUAAGGCAAUUACAUUAUGAUGUUCCUGCUUACACUGACCUCAUGGUCAACUCAGCCUCUCAAUUUGUAAAGGAAUUGUAUAUACUUGGAGCUCGUAGAAUCGGAGUUAUAAGUGCACCUCCGAUUGGGUGUGUGCCAUCACAGAGGACUCUAGCUGGAGGUAUACACAGAGAGUGCUCAGGGAAAUACAAUGAUGCAGCCAAAUUAUUCAACUCCAAACUCUCAAAGGAAUUGGACUCGCUUCACCACAACUCGCCCAAUAGUAGAAUCGUUUACAUUGACAUUUACAACCCUCUACUUGAUAUCAUUGUAAAUUAUCAAAAAUAUGGCUUUAAAGUUGCGGAUAAAGGUUGCUGUGGCACAGGACUACUAGAAGUAUCAAUUUUAUGCAACCCUUUAGGUGAUUCUUGUUCCGAUGCUUCACAAUACGUUUUUUGGGAUAGUUAUCAUCCCACCGAAGUUGUGUAUAGAAAGCUCAUAGACCAAGUCCUGCAAAAAUAUUUGAAUCGGCUUUUCUGAGUCCUGAAGUUUGUCCAUGGCAUGUUAUUUAAUUGAUUAUAAAAUAUCAUUGAAGGAUUGAAGGUUGUUGUAUCAAGUUGUGUGUGUGUGUGUUAUUAUUUAUAUCAAUAAUAAAUGUUAAUGGGUCUCAUUCUCAUA